AUGGGGAAGCUGUUGUCGAAGAUAUUUGGCAACAAAGAGAUGCGGAUACUGAUGCUGGGUCUAGAUGCCGCAGGGAAAACAACUUUAUUAUACAAAAUGAAAUUAGGUCAAUCCGUUACAACAAUACCGACAGUGGGAUUCAACGUAGAAACCGUCACAUACAAAAGUGUUAAAUUCAAUGUUUGGGAUGUGGGAGGACAAGACAAAAUUCGACCUUUGUGGAGGCAUUACUUCACAGGUACUCAGGGACUCAUAUUUGUUGUCGAUUGUGCAGAUCGAGAUCGUAUCGACGAAGCUCGGCAGGAGCUGCAUCGCAUUAUCAACGAUCGGGAAAUGAGAGAUGCCAUUAUUCUUGUGUUUGCCAACAAACAAGACCUUCCAGAUGCGAUGAAACCACAUGAAGUUCAAGAGAAACUGGGAUUAACACGCAUCCGAGACCGCAACUGGUAUGUACAGCCAUCUUGUGCCACCACGGGUGACGGCCUCUUUGAAGGAUUAACGUGGCUGACGUCCAACCACAAGUCCUGA
Molecule: messenger RNA, 528 nt
Organism: Candidula unifasciata
Lineage: Eukaryota; Metazoa; Mollusca; Gastropoda; Stylommatophora; Geomitridae
Source: the annotation of a GenBank genome assembly